Achroia grisella is the source of this 1233-nucleotide messenger RNA. RefSeq names its product serine protease snake-like. Gene Ontology annotation, molecular function: serine-type endopeptidase activity. Lineage: Eukaryota; Metazoa; Arthropoda; Insecta; Lepidoptera; Pyralidae. Bases 1 to 969 code for a protein of 322 amino acids. The transcript is spliced from 6 exons. The record is from RefSeq and is a predicted model, not a curated record. Gene Ontology annotation, biological process: proteolysis.
AUGGCAAUACAAUCUGCUAAUGAUAUAUCUUCCUUCAGUGGUCCACCAAUUUCGAGCGUCGGUACAGACACAAGGAGAGUUAGCGAACGAAAGUGUGAGCAGUACAGCCGAGGUGUGACAGAGAAGAUCGAUUUUAUAACGUUAAUGACAAACCCUGAGAUGAUAUCUAUAUCUUUACUAAAAUGCAAGUAUUCAGGAGUGGAACUCAUUGUUGGGGGUGAGAGCUCUGACCAAGGGGAGUUUCCGCAUAUGGCAGCAAUAGGUUUCACAAACUUCGACGACGGCUACAACUUCAGCUGUGGUGAAGCCCUCAUCAGUCCUCGGUUCGUGCUGACAGCCGGCCACUGCACCCGAAAUCUUCGAGCGAAGGAUCCUGAGCCUGUCAUCGUUAGGCUUGGAGACCAGAACAUAGACCCUAGUGUCAGUGAUGGAGCCAACCCAGUGGAUGUUCCUAUAAAGAGAAUCCACAAACACCCCGACUACCGUCCGCCAGCGAGAUACAACGAUAUCGCGUUGCUGGAACUAAACUUGGACGUGGAGAUCGAUUCAGACAUACGGCCCGCCUGCUUGUGGCAGCAAAACGGAUUCGGGGGUGAAACUAAAGCUAUAGCUACCGGAUGGGGAACUGUCAACCCUGAUAUAAGAGAGGUAGCGAAAGAUCUACAAAAGGUGUCGGUAAAUCUGUUGAACAAUACUGAUUGUGCUAAACUGCUCGACACUAGACACUCUAACUUGAGGGGACUGUCGCUGUCGCAGAUGUGCGCUGGUGAGCUCAGAGGAGGAAAGGACACCUGUCGGGCUAAUUCCGGAUCUCCCUUACAAAUACCUUCGAAAGACAAACAAUGCAUCUUUCAUAUUAUUGGCAUCACGUCGUUUGGUGAACAGUGUGCUAACGGACCGCCAGCCGUCUACACCAGAAUAUCAAGCUAUUUAGACUGGAUCGAGGGCAUUGUGUGGCCUGGAGAAUAAAUAUCCAUACUUAAUUAUUAUUAAUUAAUUGAAUACUUUUUUAUAUAUAUUCUUUUUUUAUUUACACCAAUAUUAAUUGUCCUAGCAAGCUAUAUAGACUGGAUUUAAGAGAUUGUGUGGUCUGGAGAAUAAAUAUUAUAUUAAUACUUAAUUUUUUUUAUACCACGUAGUUGGCAAAAAAGCAUACGGCACAUCUGAUGCUAAACGGUUACCGUAGCCUAUGGACGUACUAAAUUAUUAUUAAUUAAUGAAAUUUUCUGAUUA